Messenger RNA from Tigriopus californicus, 2387 nucleotides. RefSeq names its product ITG-like peptide. The transcript is spliced from 6 exons. The record is from RefSeq and is a predicted model, not a curated record. The coding region runs from base 712 to 1422 and encodes 236 amino acids. Lineage: Eukaryota; Metazoa; Arthropoda; Copepoda; Harpacticoida; Harpacticidae.
UGAGGGAAGGAAGCUGAAAUACAGAUGCAUUGAGAGGGGAGAAGAAGGACAGAUGUUGUGGUGGAAGUGAGAGGUGGUGCUCAAACUUAAAGGUUGUACAAGACAGUGAUAUUGUUAUAAGGAUAUUAUCUACCUACUCGAUUAGAAAUGACUGGGAGCUGUUUGGAUUGAUUGAAAGAAAGGAUUGAUACCCAAUACGUGUCGGGCGGCUGGCUUUUCCUCACCUGGCACCUACCGAAGAGCACGAACGGGGCCAUGAGAAAGCUCAUGGGAUCCUUCAAGACCACCGCACUUACCUCAGACACCAUCUAAAGGCCAGCAAGGACGGAAGAAGUGUCCUCUUGAGCCCGGCCUCAAACAAAGACUUACGUCACUCUUUCUGCAAUAGGCAACCAAGGGUUGAGGGAGAGAAAGGUUGCCAGGACCUCCCCUCUGUCCUGGACUCCCCGUGGCUAGAAGCAACCAGCCAAGGCCUCUAGCAUCGCACCAGUAGAUCAAUAGAGGCUCCCUCAUUCUCCUUCCCGCUCCUGUGUUCCUGAGCAACGUUCCUGUUCCCACCCUGGAACUCAUGGAUGGUUUGGCUGGCUCCUCAUGGCACUUGGCUAUUAGAGAGGGUCUCAAGGCUUCGUAAGCGAGGCGAUUCUGAGUCGGGAGGAACUUGGUCCGCAGUGAUCCGCGAGAUCUUUUAGUCUUGAAUCGACAACGAGAACAAUGAGGUCCACACUUUUUUCGUCUUCAUGCUCGGCCGCCGUUGUUUUGUGCUCAUGUUUGGUGAUCCUUCAGCAAGGAGGAAAUGGAGUUCACGCUUGGGGAGGACUCUUCAACAGAUACAACCCAUCUAUGCUCAGUAAUCUCGGCUAUGGAAGCAGCUACGGCAGCAAGUUGUACGGUGUCCAAGACAAAGGCAGGGAUAUUCCCAGCUUAGUGGAAGAGGUCCUGGAAGACGAAGCUGAUGAAGAGGAUGACCCUUGCGUUGGAAAGAAAUGCACAGCCAACGAACAUUGUUGCGACGGAGAUGUUUGUGUGGACACGGAGGAUAAUCCCAACUCAGGCAAUUUUGGUACCUGCUUGCCCAUUUUUGGAAAGAAACAAGGUGAGCCAUGCUACGACGAUAAGGAAUGCGAGACCGGAUUCAUGUGCUCCACUGGGAGACACGGCGAACGAACUUGCGAAUCCCCUGUGCCUGGAACACGUGGAUUAGGCGAGGAUUGUGGAACCAGCAGUGAUUGCAAUAUCAGAAAGGGACUUUGCUGCAAGCUUCAGCGAAGAGCCAAGAGCCAGCCCAAAAAGAUCUGCACCUACUUCACCGACCCGAAUGUCUGCAUUGGCCCGGUCGCUACAUCACAGGUUCGAUCCACAAUGGAACACACAGCCGGUGAAAAGCGAAUUAGUGGCCACCCUGACUUCCACCAUUUGAAGUAAACGGGACAUCUCAAAUAAGAUGGACGUCAAGUGCCGCAGAGGCUCCGAUCCAUCUCGCUUAACUCACUCUCUAGAACGUUUGUCUUAGACAUCAUCCCACGUGACAGUCAUUAUUAUUGCCAUUAUCACUUUUACCAAUACUAACACUACCACUACUCUUUAUGGUACUAUUCCUACAAUUAAUAACAGUACAAUGCACUAUUGGUUGUCUCAUAAAAACCAGUUUCUGUUGUAAGAGUUAUUUUUACAAGAUCUUUGAAAUGUGACAGGCUCUGCAGUUGAUCGGUUUCUUCGGACCUCACCGAGAACAAGAUGUGUCCUGUAGCCCCCUAAAACACCAUCUUUCAAGUACAAAAAUUCCAAUGAUAACAGCAAAUUGAACAUCUUAACACCUAACUGAUGAUUAUUGGAUGCCAAGUGAUUUUUCCCCAAGCAACCGAAAUAUUGUGGGAUUUUUCACACCUUUUCGCCUCUUUGGUGGACAUGUCUCCUUAACAUAUCAAAAAAUAGAUUGCAACCUUAAACCACCUACAGUUUUGGUCAAGAAAUUAACUCACUGAUUAACAGUAAACGACACUUCCAAGCUUGAAAUUUAAGGGACCCCAGUUGCAUGUCCAUCAUUGAGAAAGAGGUCCGUGUCCUUAUCCAUAGCUUUAGCGUGGCAUCAUUGUUGAUCUCCCAGAAGAUCAACAGGAACUAGCAAAGAGGCUUCUCGAAAAUGUAUAGUCUCCCCCAUCAAGUUACUAUAUGCAUCGCAUAAUGACGCUUCAAGUACUCUACUCUCACUAUCGGACCUAUCAUUGUUAAAGUAUCCAAUCCUCCUCCCCCCUCGAAUCCAUGUUGCUUGUUCAAACCUGAGAACAAAAGAUCCAAAUUGUUAGAAGAUGACGCAUUUCCAAUUAGUCACUUCAUGCUUUUAUCCAUGUUCUCAAAGAGGAAAUACAAUUGGCAUAUUGGUUUACAAA